AUGGCUCGCAAGUUAUUGACUGAAAAUGACUACACGGGAGCUGCGGGGUUGGCAAGUGACAUGUACGGAAUACCCCCACAGAACAGGUGGUACAGCGUGACGGGAAAUCUUCUCUUGGACUUUGGGCCUCAGACUGAAGAAGUCUCAAACUACGAAAGAUGGCUAGACACCCUGGAGGGCACCACUGGUAUUAGCUACGAUAUAAUGGAGUCACAUACACCCAACUUUCCCCUUGGCGUCAUUGCUGCGCGGUUCACUGCAAGCAAACAUGGUUCACUGAACAUCGGCGUGAGUCUUGAGCGUGACAGAGGCAUCAUCACUUCCACCGUUGAUCUUUUCUUGGAUGUAGAAACAAGCUUCCAGUGGAAAUCCGAGUCUGACUGGAAGGCUGGCCUUGUGAACAAGCUAGAUCAGGCAGUCAAGCGCGGGUUCGAGUCUCUCAAAGUUGAAGCCACCUCAGAUCAUCAAAGCUUGAUGGAGCGCGUGGCCCUUGACCUCGGAUCAAACAAGGGCACCUUAAGUCAGCCAACAGAUAAGCGAGGCAGUAAGUUCACUGUCAACAUCAACACGGAGAUGAAUUACUGGCUAGCUGAAACAACCGACCUCACGGAAACCCUCAGGCCACUCUGGGACCUCAUGUAUCGCAGCCGUGAUAAAGGGUCAGAAGUUGCCACCAAGAUGUAUAGCUACCCAGGCUAUGUGUCGCAUCAUAAUCUUGACCUCUGGGGCGAUUCGGCUCCUCACGAUAGUGGUACGGCUUAUUCCAUCUGGCCAUCAAGCAACCUCAAGGCGUUUUUGAGAGAAAAGGCUUGGCCGCUAUUCAAAGACAUCGCGGCAUUUUUUGACUGCUGUCUCUUUGAAUUCGAUGGCAAAUGGACCUCUGGACCUUCCACUUCCCCCGAGAAUGUUUUCAUUAUCCCCAAGGAUGGUUCAAAGGCUGGUAGCAAAGAGUCUUUCGAUAUUUCCAUCACUAUGGACAACUCUCUACUGCACGAAUUCUUCUCCAACGUCAUCGAGGCAGCGGGCAUCCUUGGCGUGGACCUUAGCACAGAUAAGGUGCUCUCAAAGGUGAAAACUUACCGAGAUGGUUUAAGACCUACGGAAAUCGGCGCUCGAGGUCAGAUUCCAGAAUGGCGUCAAGACUAUACAGAAGCCGAACCUGGACACCGCCACUAUUCACGCCUCGUAGAUCUCUUCCCUGCCAAAGCGAUAUCCCCUCUUCUUAACAAAACCCUUGCAAAUGCAGCCCAGAAGACUAUCGAACCUCGACUCCAUGCGGGUGGUGCGUCCACUGGCUGGUCAAACCCAUGA
Fusarium fujikuroi IMI 58289 is the source of this 1311-nucleotide messenger RNA. RefSeq lists its product as uncharacterized. The record is from RefSeq and is a predicted model, not a curated record. Gene Ontology annotation, molecular function: alpha-L-fucosidase activity. Gene Ontology annotation, biological process: carbohydrate metabolic process. Bases 1 to 1311 code for a protein of 436 amino acids. Lineage: Eukaryota; Fungi; Ascomycota; Sordariomycetes; Hypocreales; Nectriaceae. The transcript is spliced from 5 exons.